CGGACUACCAGGUCUCGGUGAGACCUGUUCUUUGCGAUGGGGCAAGGACAUCUGAACUUGGCGAUGGGCCGAUACUUUCUCUAACAACGCCCUCCAUUGUUCUGCCCACCUUGAUGGAAGCUCCUCAAAUCGCAAACAGAUCCUCUACAAUUGUGGCCAUCCGGUGGACCAAUCAGCAUGAAGGAGACGGGCCAAUCUGUGGUUACGAAAUCAACAUCAAGAAAAACGACGAUGAUGAUGAUGACAGUGAUCCAUGGCUCAGCGUCGGCUUCGUGUCGGUGGAGAGCGAGCUACAGUUCGAUGUCGGUCACCUAGAGGCAAUUACUACGUACCAAGUCGCAGUUUCUGCAAUCAAUUGCAUAUCUGCUCGGGAAGGCCCACGGGAACCAAUACUGCAGUUCACCACCACGGACGUCACACUUCCUGUGGUCGAGGUACGGACCACAGGCGAUUACUGCAAGUGGACUUUGUCGGCUGGUGUGCCCAUUAUAGUCGUUGUAGCACUACUGCUUAUUUUGGCGUGUAUUUUAGGCAUCAGGCACUAUCGCUCCAAGAGGGAAGAUAGUGUGAAAGACCGGUAUACACCUACCAUGCCUACGCAUUCCUCUAACCUGUGGACCGCAUCGGCACCAAGCAAUGUGUAUGCUAUCGGCAAUGAUAAUGACGAGCACCCUUACGAAGACAUAGGACAAAUGGCUCUCACAGAUGGAACUGAGAAAGGAUAAAUUGUCAUAGAGAUCAACGAGUGAAUUCAAGUGAUUAUCGGACAAAUGUUACAAAGGCAAAGAUCAAUCGGUGAAAAGAAGUUUAUAGUCGUGUACAUUGUACGCUCUGCAUUUCUUCACCUCAUUGGAACCACUAACGGCAGGAAAAAUUCAUACAAAUCCAGAAGAUUCUCAUCUGCAGCUUCACGUUUUUGGAAUUCCCUUCCCAAAACCGUCCGAACUAUCACCAAAUAAACUAUCGUUAAAGUAGAUAUUCAU
Strongylocentrotus purpuratus (purple sea urchin) is the source of this 983-nucleotide messenger RNA. RefSeq lists its product as uncharacterized. The record is from RefSeq and is a predicted model, not a curated record. Lineage: Eukaryota; Metazoa; Echinodermata; Echinoidea; Camarodonta; Strongylocentrotidae. Bases 114 to 725 code for a protein of 203 amino acids. Gene Ontology annotation, molecular function: protein binding. The transcript is spliced from 4 exons.